CUGUGUAUAACCUUUGCUGCAGUGGCUAUUUUUGCCCGAUUUCAGAAUGGCACCCAAAUCCAGUUCGAUGACAAUGCUGAGGUGGUUGUGUAUGGUGUGGAGUUUCUCCGACGGCUUGAUAAGUUGCUUCCAGAAUUCGAGAAAAGGCGAGUGGUGAACUACCUCGAAUGGUGUUGGUUCUUCAAGACGAUGCUACGAGAUCUGCCCGAUCCUUUUGCUCUCACAAUCUUCAAGUUCUACAAAACCCUUAAUUUAAUGAACGUGCAAAAAGUGCGGUGGCACGGUUGUGUGACACGGAUAAACAGUCUGAUGCCAAUGGCUACGUCGUCAAUCUACGUUAAGCAUCAUUUUGAUCAUGAAGCUAAGAAGCAGGUUGAGGAGAUGAUUAGCCUCAUUAUGGAAGCGUUUGUCGAUCUGCUCGUAUCCGAAGACUGGCUAACUGAAGAGACGAAAGAGUUUGCAAAGCAGAAGGUGCGUACAAUGAAGCAGAAAAUUGGCUAUCCUGACUAUUUGAACGACUCCAAGUCAGUGGAUCAUGAAUAUAGGUUAUUUAAGGUAUACGACGGUGGCUACUACAAGACCAAAUUCCAGUUCUAUGAGCAAUACCAAAGAGACGUACUGGAACGGAUAGCUCAACCAGUGGAUAGAGAACGGUGA
Messenger RNA from Haemonchus placei, 657 nucleotides. The record is from the annotation of a GenBank genome assembly. Lineage: Eukaryota; Metazoa; Nematoda; Chromadorea; Rhabditida; Trichostrongylidae.